This is a messenger RNA of Symphalangus syndactylus (siamang), 3268 nucleotides long. RefSeq names its product septin 6 (gene SEPTIN6). The record is from RefSeq and is a predicted model, not a curated record. Gene Ontology annotation, molecular function: GTP binding. Lineage: Eukaryota; Metazoa; Chordata; Mammalia; Primates; Hylobatidae.
ACCGGACUUGGUCGCGCCCGAAGUGUAACACUUUCUCUUUGUCGGAGGAGCUCCUCUGUUUCCUGUGCAGUAGCUCCCGUUGCGGCGGCACCCGUGGCAGCCCUGGCGGACGCAGGAGCGAUGGCAGCGACCGAUAUAGCUCGCCAGGUGGGUGAAGGUUGCCGAACUGUCCCCCUGGCUGGACAUGUGGGGUUUGACAGCUUGCCUGACCAGCUGGUGAAUAAGUCCGUCAGCCAGGGCUUCUGCUUCAACAUCCUGUGCGUGGGAGAGACAGGUUUGGGCAAGUCCACCCUCAUGGACACCCUGUUCAACACCAAGUUCGAAGGGGAGCCAGCCACCCACACACAGCCGGGUGUCCAGCUCCAGUCUAAUACCUAUGACCUCCAAGAGAGCAACGUGAGGCUAAAGCUCACGAUCGUUAGCACAGUUGGCUUUGGGGACCAGAUCAACAAAGAGGACAGCUACAAGCCCAUCGUGGAAUUCAUCGACGCACAAUUCGAGGCCUACCUGCAGGAAGAGCUGAAGAUCCGAAGAGUGCUACACACCUACCAUGACUCCCGAAUCCAUGUCUGCUUGUAUUUCAUUGCCCCUACGGGUCAUUCCCUGAAGUCUCUGGACCUAGUGACUAUGAAGAAGCUGGACAGUAAGGUGAACAUCAUCCCCAUCAUUGCCAAAGCAGAUGCCAUUUCGAAGAGUGAGCUAACAAAGUUCAAAAUCAAAAUCACCAGUGAGCUUGUCAGCAACGGAGUCCAGAUCUAUCAGUUUCCUACAGAUGAUGAGUCAGUGGCAGAGAUCAAUGGAACCAUGAACGCCCACCUGCCAUUUGCUGUCAUCGGCAGCACAGAAGAACUGAAGAUAGGCAACAAGAUGAUGAGGGCACGGCAGUAUCCUUGGGGCACUGUGCAGGUUGAAAACGAGGCCCACUGCGACUUUGUGAAGCUGCGGGAGAUGCUGAUUCGGGUCAACAUGGAGGAUCUGCGGGAGCAGACCCACACCCGGCACUAUGAGCUGUAUCGCCGCUGUAAGCUGGAGGAGAUGGGCUUCAAGGACACCGACCCUGACAGCAAACCCUUCAGUUUACAGGAGACAUAUGAGGCCAAAAGGAACGAGUUCCUAGGGGAACUCCAGAAAAAAGAAGAGGAGAUGAGACAGAUGUUCGUCCAGCGAGUCAAAGAGAAAGAAGCGGAGCUCAAAGAGGCAGAGAAAGAGCUGCAUGAGAAGUUUGACCGUCUGAAGAAACUGCACCAGGAUGAGAAGAAGAAACUGGAGGAUAAGAAGAAAUCCCUGGAUGAUGAAGUGAAUGCUUUCAAGCAAAGAAAGACGGCAGCCGAGCUGCUCCAGUCCCAGGGCUCCCAGGCUGGAGGCUCACAGACUCUGAAGAGAGACAAAGAGAAGAAAAACUCUUACUGUUUUACAGUUAACUCUGCUGUUUGCUGCAUGCUGCAUGAGACCCAGGGUCCUGUAAUCCAUGGCUGUGUACUGAAUAGUAUUCCCCGCUACAGCUGGACUGGACUCCAUUUAGCCUUUUAAGCCGAGGUUCUUAUUUUAACUGACAGCUUUCCUUUGGGGUGCCAGGCAGCCAGACCCCCCACCCCUACCCUGCCAUGUACUUCAAGCUCACUUCUUCUUUUUGAGUUCCGCAACUUGCUCCUGCCUCCCAGCCCCACUGGCACUGACCAUGACCACCUACUUCUAUUUUUUUUUUGAGUUUCUUUUUUUGAUCACUUACGUUCAAAGCACACAGUCAAACAAGGUUAUGCCAAAUUUCCAGGCCUUUUUGAAGUAUUGAGAAGGGGAAGGGGAUUUCUCACUUCAAUUAAUUAUAGAUCAUAAUAGGAAGCAAAAAGAAAAAAAUGAAAAGCAAACAUAUGCACGUACUUUUCUUAUUGGCAAAGCAAGAGUGUAGGUUUGCUGUGUAGGUUUGGUGCUCUACUGAUUGGUGAGUGACCAGAGCAAGUAUGAAGGUGAUGCUGCCAAAACACAAGCCAGUUUCUUGGGAAAAUUCAAGUUACAGUGGAGUAUUUUUUUGAAGACCAUAUGCUUGGAGGUAGAAACAAACCAACAACCAAAAAAAAAAAAAAAAAUCUGCUCAGCUACCCAGCCAGUAGCUCAGAGAGAUGCUGAGUUAGGCCUGUCAGGUCUCCUUGGGAAAGGAUUCAUAUUUGCAACUUUGAUGAUUCUAUGUCCAGCUUCAGAGCUGCUUUCCCAGAAAUUCAUGCUUAAACAACCAACUGGUAACCACCACCUCCCCACACCGCCGCCCGGUAAUUAUUUGCAUUACAAACCGGAGGCGCCCUCAUUUGCAUUUGUGUACAGAUGAACUACUUAAGACUUGAGAAGCUCUGAAUACUUCAAAAGUAUAAGACCCACACAGCCUUGGAGAGACCUUCAGAAACUAAGGAGGAGUUUUAUAUUAAGGGAGACAUUUUAGUCAGUAAGACGAUAUAACCUACUUACUCCGAAAGGAGAAAUGAAGGCCCAGAGAAGGGAAGGGACUUGACCGAGGUCUCACUUCUGUUUUGAGGCAGAAGCCAGACUGAUUUUCAUGCCUCCUGACUCCCAAUCCAUUUCACAAAGGGAUUCAAUCUGUUUAUAUACGUUACGUUCCUGGAUACGAGGUUUUUUGAUGUUCAGAGUAACUGACUAGUUAGUAUUAGAAAACCCUCGAGGUUUUUUCCCACAGAAAAACGUCUGAAGAUGGAUUGGGUGAGGGCUGGCAAAACGAAGGCAUGCCGGGCCAGCUUCUUAACCCAAUGACCCAGUGGUGCUGCAAGGCUGGCACGGGGCCCAGGAGACCGUGUGUAACAGGUGCCCUAGGUGACCCUUAUAAUCAGGGAAGUUUGGUAAACAAAAAUCGAACCCAUGACUGAACAUAAAUUAAAAAGUUAUCAAGCCUAUUAAAAUGGGUAUUUCAUUGGGUAGCUUUUCUCACCGUAGACAGAUUUUUUCCUUCUUCAAUGAAAAGGCUUUUUAAUUAGUACAACUGUUACUAUUUUUAAAAAAAUACCCUAAGUACUCUGUUUACUUCUGGUGAAACAAAACCAGUCAUUAGAAAUGGUCUGUGCUUUUAUUUUCCCAGACUGGAGUGGCUUUUCUGAAACACACACGCACACGUACACACAUCCCUCACUUCUCUUAAGGCAAGAAGUUUGCUUUCCCUAGCUGCAGUGUAGAUGGCUCUUGUUUUUGUUUUUUUGUUUUAAUCAUUUGGCAUUCACAUGUGGCUGUUAAUAUGUGCUUGUUUUUAAUUAAAACAAGAAGCUUUAAA